AUGCAAACCUAUCCGCCUAUCCUCGAUUCGAUUUGGUCAGCAUCUGAUACCAAAGAGUUUCCCAACCCGGCCCACGUCAACGAGCUUGUGUGCGAAACAGACAACGUCCGGAAGCAGAUUGAGGAUAAUCGGGACAAGGGCUGUGCCAUUACUGUCUACCUUUUUGUCCUCGUCAUGUGGACUCUGAUGAAACUUGCCCAUGAUUGGGCUUUGCUGGCAGAUGUAGCAGAAGACUUUACACUAGUGAUCGGGGUGCUUUCAUGGGCUUUUCAGUUGCUGGCAUCCGAUGCAGCCUUAUACUGGGCAGCUGCUGUGACCCACGUCUUUGUCUCCAGGGUGCCUGAAGGUAAUGGUGCUUGCUAUUACCAACUGCAGCCUUUCGCAACUUUGACAGCCUUGGGUGCGGCGCUUUUGCUGCUAUACUUUAGUCAUGUGAAGAUGAACAACUUGGUCCUAUCCCUUGUGAACUACUAUUGCAAAAUAUUCAGCGUGCCAUACGGGGCAGUUAAGGGCAUAGCUGCGUCGCAGCCUUUGCUGACCAAAGGAUUGCAUGGAGAUUCCGAUGUUCUACCUGCACCUGCACCACAUCAGCAGCUUGAAUUUCGAAACCGGAAGCGGCUGUGCAUUUUCGCCAGAAGUCUUUAUUGGUUUUGUUUGUUGUCGUAUGGGCGGCGAACUGUUCCGUUCGACUUCUUUGGGAACCUAUUCCUGCGAGUGACAGAACUGGCUGUCAGCCAAGCUUGGUCUUUGGCCCCCGUGGUGUUCCUCAAACUUGCCACUCUGCUGGCAGCUGCUGCGACUCCGGUCAUUGGUGGCGCUUUGGCAGCUUCUGUGCUCGUUACUGUGAUACAGGAGGCUCGUUCAGACUGGCGCAGUCUUCGGGCCAUUGACAAGCUCACAGUAUCUGCUCAACUUCUCCUGUCUACUGCAUUGCUUCUGUUGGCGUUGAGUAACGUGAUCGAACAACUGAGCAAACUCACUGGUGUGCUCGGCGGGAAUUUCUCAGUGGCAAAGGCCCUUAACAAGUCUAACUUGUUGAAAGGUUUGAAGCGCCAAGUCACACGAUACAUAUCUGAAGAACUGUCUAUUUUGGAUUCCACUCCGGCAGCAGUUUUGGAUGAGUGGAAGCAAGCGCAGACACAUGCCGCACAAUUGGUUGAGUUGUGUCUAUGUUUCGACGAAGAUACGGUGUCCCACCGGGCAGAGCAAAACCCACCAGGCAUUGCUGUUGACGCGGCCUCUGGCCGGGCUGUCCAGUCCGCGAAGUCAAAGAGAGUGGUACAAAAGCGAGGGGUGCGUUGGGGACCCUUCUUGCUGUCGCCCAUUGUGCCGCAAGGAGGACAAACCGGGUGGGGAGCCAUUUGCGGCUUGCACCACAACAGAGGAGACGGAAGUGGCUCGAGGUGCAAGAAAGCUUUGAGCAUGGGCCGGUUGAGCCACAGCGCUUGCAUAUUACGAUUGAAACGGUGGCUUCUAGCCGGGCUCAAUGAUGCAGAGCUUUCUGUCCAGAACGCUCGGUCAGAUCAUGUGGCCAUGGGAGGAUCUGGCUUACAAGCUUUUGCCGAAGGCCCCUCAGAAGAAGAGAUGGACGAGAAAAUUCGUGAUUGGAUUGGUUUUAGCCCAUUGCCAGAGCUGACUAGAGACAGAGCAGACAAGUUUCACCUGAACAGUCCGUGCCGAAUGGCCAGUCUUCCUGGGUCAGACUUUGGAGGUCUGUCUGAAGGCGGUUUUGAUGACAAGGGUUCAGAGGCAUCUGGACCGGUAGCAGAGCAGAUCAGUUUUGAUCUGAGCAAGCCUUGUACCUGUGCUUUGUGCCAGAAGACCAGUGUCUCAGAAAGCCCCCUGACAAGCAGCCACCUGCAUGACAAGCAUGGCAGCCGUAGGCCAUGGAGUUCCUACAGGAAAGUCUUUGACAAGGCCUCUGGUGUCACGUACCGGGUUCCCCAGUCCAAGUUGUGUAGUUUGUGCCGGAAUGUCUGGAAGCUCUUAGGCUUUUCCCACAAGUACGGAAACAUAGCCAAAUAUGUGAAGAUGAUCGCAGAGAAGAGAGUUGACCAUGCCGUUUUCCUGGCCAGUCUGGACGAAUGGAUCAAGAAGCACAAUGCAAACCCAAACGAGCACAGGCUCCGCAAUGCAGAUGAUAAGGACUCUGUCCGGGACGCAAAAGAGAAACUGGUGACCAAGGACGAGCACGGCUGCGAGUUUGAAGCCCCUGACAUGUUCUUUGUUGAGGUGGACAACUGGAAGCCUGAAUACGGCCCACUGGAGGAGGCAAAGAUUGAGGAAAGUUCGGAACCAGUUCAACUGGAACUCGGGUUGCGCUUAGACAAGCGGGCGAAACAAAGGGAGAAGGACGCUGAGAAGAAACAAGGAGCACCCGCUCCCCCUCAGAGUUGGGUCGAGCAGCACAUGCAGUUUGCCCAAAAUCACCGGGUGCGUUGUGGGCAAGCUGUCCCAGCAAAAUUGGCCGCCAAUCAGUGGUACCAGACUUUGGGUGACCGUGAGCAAGACGCUUUGUCUUUGCUGCAGCAAUGCACCCCGUACAUUGUGUUCCGAGAUUUGUCUCAGUCAAUCGUGCGAGGAAAUUCGAACACCUGGAGACAAGAUUCCAGCAAGCAUGUCAUGAGCACAGUGCUUCCAAGGAUGGUUCUUUGGUGUGAGGCAAAGAAUCGCCUAGUCCUUGGGCGAGAGGCUUUGCUCAUGCAAGGCUUUCCAGUCCAACCUUUCUUGCAAAUUUUGGCAGCGCGCAUGGAGACCAUGCCUUUGGCGCAGCAAUGGCAUCCUUCUGAAGCGCUCAUGAUGGACCUGGCAGGCAACGCCAUGGCAUUGCCAGUAGUCCUUGCUAUGGUACAAUGUGCGCUGGCUGCUUUAAAUUGGAAAGAUCGGACUCUAUCCGGGCAAGCAGUUCAGUUGGCUUUGUCACAGACCGAGGAGAUGGCCCUUGCCCUUGGGGCGAUGGAAGCUUUGGAUUCAACUGCUCCCAUGGAAAGCAAGCCUCAGGCCGAGAUCGCGAUGAGUGCUCUGGAUGAGCGAAUCUACAAGAGAGACCGGGACAUUUUGGAGCCAGAUCUCAAUAACAGCAACCUCAGCAAUGGAACCUGGAGUUUGGCAGUGGAGAUGAUGGACAAAGCCGAGAACAUGUCCGCAAUGGCAAAUAUGACGGAGUGGAACGGUUCUUUGCUGAACAUGGAGACUGAAGAAAGUGGAGAAAGUGGAGAAAGUGGAGAAAGUGGCAACGACACGAUGAAUGACACUGACAAUAAGUCGUCAAUGCAUGGCCAUGGCGCUGAUGCCCGAACGGGCAACAUGGCUUUGGAGCACUUGGAUCAGUAUGACAACGAGUCUGUCAAUGACUCUGAGAACGACCCUGCCAAGUGCACUUGGUGGGGGCUCAUGCAAACCUAUCCGCCUAUCCUCGAUUCGAUUUGGUCAGCAUCUGAUACCAAAGAGUUUCCCAACCCGGCCCACGUCAACGAGCUUGUGUGCGAAACAGACAACGUCCGGAAGCAGAUUGAGGAUAAUCGGGACAAGGGCUGUGCCAUUACUGUCUACCUUUUUGUCCUCGUCAUGUGGACUCUGAUGAAACUUGCCCAUGAUUGGGCUUUGCUGGCAGAUGUAGCAGAAGACUUUACACUAGUGAUCGGGGUGCUUUCAUGGGCUUUUCAGUUGCUGGCAUCCGAUGCAGCCUUAUACUGGGCAGCUGCUGUGACCCACGUCUUUGUCUCCAGGGUGCCUGAAGGUAAUGGUGCUUGCUAUUACCAACUGCAGCCUUUCGCAACUUUGACAGCCUUGGGUGCGGCGCUUUUGCUGCUAUACUUUAGUCAUGUGAAGAUGAACAACUUGGUCCUAUCCCUUGUGAACUACUAUUGCAAAAUAUUCAGCGUGCCAUACGGGGCAGUUAAGGGCAUAGCUGCGUCGCAGCCUUUGCUGACCAAAGGAUUGCAUGGAGAUUCCGAUGUUCUACCUGCACCUGCACCACAUCAGCAGCUUGAAUUUCGAAACCGGAAGCGGCUGUGCAUUUUCGCCAGAAGUCUUUAUUGGUUUUGUUUGUUGUCGUAUGGGCGGCGAACUGUUCCGUUCGACUUCUUUGGGAACCUAUUCCUGCGAGUGACAGAACUGGCUGUCAGCCAAGCUUGGUCUUUGGCCCCCGUGGUGUUCCUCAAACUUGCCACUCUGCUGGCAGCUGCUGCGACUCCGGUCAUUGGUGGCGCUUUGGCAGCUUCUAUGCUCGUUACUGUGAUACAGGAGGCUCUUUCAGACUGGCGCAGUCUUCGGGCCAUUGACAAGCUCACAGUAUCUGCUCAACCUCUCCUUUCUACUGCAUUGCUUCUGUUGGCGUUGAGCACCUCUGGUGGGGCCUGGAACAUAACUCAGGCAGUUGUUUUUCAUCGAGGAGCUGAUGGCUUGCAGCAGCAUUGGGAAUGGUACCAUCAUGGCAAAGCAAUCAUGUACUAUGUUUUUUUCUUGCAUUCGGUAUGGUAG
This is a messenger RNA of Cladocopium goreaui, 4482 nucleotides long. Lineage: Eukaryota; Dinophyceae; Suessiales; Symbiodiniaceae. The record is from the annotation of a GenBank genome assembly.